Messenger RNA from Oldenlandia corymbosa var. corymbosa, 660 nucleotides. Lineage: Eukaryota; Viridiplantae; Streptophyta; Magnoliopsida; Gentianales; Rubiaceae. The record is from the annotation of a GenBank genome assembly.
AUGAACAUGUUUUGUGGGAAAGCAUUCAACUGUUUGGAUGUUGGAGGUGAUGGUUCCUGUCCGCUAGCUGCUGGCGGGUCAGACCCUAUUCUUCGUGUAUGGGAUCCUACAAAACCAGGUACUUUGGCCCCUACCUUUCAGUUCUCCUCUCACACUUCAUGGAUAUCUAGCUGCAAGUGGCACGAUAAAUCAUGGUAUCACUUGGUGUCAGCAUCUUAUGAUGGGAAAGUUAUGCUAUGGGAUCUGAGAACUGCGUGGCCUCUUGCUGUUAUCGAUUCACACAAAGAUGAUAAGGUCUUAUGUGCCGACUGGUGGAGAGGGGAGACAGCAAAAAUGUCGAAGCGAGGACGUGGAGGAUCGGCGGGUAACAAGUUCAGGAUGUCUCUGGGUCUUCCAGUGGCUGCGACGGUGAAUUGCACCAACAACACCGGGGUAAAGAACCUUUACAUCAUUUCAGUGAAGGGAAUGAAGGGUAGGCUCAACCGUCUCCCUUCUGAUUGCGUCGAUGACAUGGUUAUGGCCACCGUCAAGAAGGAUAAUGCUGGAGUGAUUGUUAAUCCCAAGGGAAAAAUGAAAGGUUCUGCAAUCAGUGGUCCCAUUGGAAAGGAGUGUGAUGAUCUUUGGCCUAGGAUUGCAAGUGCUGCCAAUGCGAUUGUUUAA